CUGGAGCGGUAAGCUUCACCGCCCUGCUCUCACGCUACUUGGUCCCUGCAAUUUUUUAGGGUUCAUGAGAGUUUCUGUAAAACCCUAAGUGCCCAAUUCUAAACUUAAUUCUCCAAAUUCAUCUUGUUCCAUGACCUCUUUGUCUUCCUCAUAAAACCCUAACCCUAAUUGUUACCUCGCAAUGACGAAGGUGUACGGAACCGGCGCUUACGACUUCAAGCGCCACAGAGUCGCCGAGUACCCAGUUGACUCAACCACCCAAGUCACGGACCCCAAAACUGGCUCAGCUCUCCCCAACUCCAUCACUCUUCUCGAAAUCCAGCGUGAUAGACUCACCAAGAUAGCAGAAGCCAACUGGUCCAAAGCCGGCGACGGCUCGAAGCCCAUAAAGCCGUUCGACCCUAAUCUGGUGAAGGAGAUUUACGAGACGGAGCUGGUGGUCUCAGGCGGACGCAAAACAGUGCCAUUGCAGAGGGUUAUGAUUUUGGAAGUGAGUCAGUAUCUGGAGAAUUAUUUGUGGCCUAAUUUUGAUCCUGAAACGGUGUCGUUUGAGCAUGUGAUGUCUAUGAUACUCAUGGUGAACGAGAAGUUUCGAGAGAAUGUAGCUGCUUGGGUUUGCUUUUAUGAUAGGAAGGAUGUGUUCAAGGCGUUCAUUGAGAAGGUUCUUCGGCUUAAGGAGCAGGGAAGGAGCUUAAGUAUAGCAGAGAAGACCAAUUACUUGCUUUUCAUGAUUAAUGCCUUUCAGAGUUUGGAAGAUGAGAUUGUGAGUGAGACUGUCCUGAGCUUAGCAAGUUUGCAGUCCUGGCUUAGUCUGUCAUAUGGUCGGUUUCAGAUGGAGCUUUGUCUUAAUACAGAUUUGAUCAAGAAAUGGAAAAGGAUGAUUAAAAGAGAGGCUAAAGAGGUCAUGAAACGAGGAGAGCCUUUUGACCCCUCAACUAUGCUUGAAGCAAAGUUUUUGAGAAACAUCAUUGAAGAGUUUCUGGAGGUAUUAGAUUCCAAGGUUUUUUCCCAUAUCCAUGGUGAUGAUGAAGAUAAUGAACUUGUUGAUGCUAAUGGUUUUGAAAAAGUUAAUGAUGCCUGCAUUCUGUACUGUGAGAGAUUUAUGGAAUUUCUUAUUGAUUUGCUGAGCCAAUUGCCGACAAGAAGAUAUCUGAGACCUAUUGUAUCGGAUGUGGCUGUGGUUGCCAAAUGCCAUUUGAGUGCUCUUUAUACUCAUGAAAAGGGGAAACUCUUUGCACAAUUGGUUGACUUGCUUCAGUUCUAUGAAGGUUUUGAGAUUAAUGAUCAUGUAGGAACACAACUGAAUGAUGAUGAGGUGCUUCAGUCUCAUUAUGAUCGUCUCCAGUCUUUCCAGUUACUUGCGUUUAAGAAGAUUCCCAAGUUGCGAGAACUUGCACUGGCCAAUAUUGGUGGAAUUCACAGGCGUGCUGAUCUCUCAAAGAGGUUGUCUGUACUUUCUCCUGAAGAGUUAAAAGACUUGGUCUGCUGUAAGCUAAAAUUGGUGUCAAGGGAAGAUCCCUGGUCAGAAAGGGUUGAUUUUCUUAUUGAAGUCAUGGUAUCCUUUUUCGAGAAGCAACAGUCUCAAAAAGAAGCUAUAAAUGCUCUUCCACUCUAUCCAAAUGAGCAGAUCAUGUGGGAUGAAAGCCUUGUACCAAGUAUCAACUACUCUGGGGAAGGGUGUCUGGCUCUCCCAAAACUUAAUCUACAAUUUCUAACGCUUCACGAUUAUCUUCUGAGAAAUUUCAAUCUCUUCCGCCUUGAAUCAACAUAUGAGAUUCGUGAAGAUAUUCAGGAGGCUGUACCCCAUCUCCUUGCCUACAUCAAUCAUGAAGGAGAAACCGCUUUUCGUGGUUGGUCAAGGAUGGCUGUGCCAAUUAGAGAAUUUAAAAUUACUGAAGUUAAGCAACCAAACAUUGGAGAAGUCAAGCCAUCAUCUGUGACUGCAGAAGUUACUUUCAGUAUUUCCAGUUAUAAAGCACGAAUAAGAUCAGAAUGGAAUGCCCUUAAAGAGCAUGAUGUUUUGUUUUUACUCUCCAUUCGUCCUUCCUUUGAACCAUUAAGUGCGGAAGAAGCUGCAAAGGCUAGUGUGCCCCAAAGGCUUGGUCUUCAAUUUGUACGUGGAUGUGAAGUUAUUGAGAUCCGUGAUGAGGAAGGAACUCUUAUGAAUGAUUUCUCUGGGAGAAUUAAACGGGAUGAAUGGAAGCCUCCAAAAGGUGAACUGAGAACUGUGACUGUUGCUUUAGAUACAGCACAAUAUCACAUGGAUGUCAGUGAUAUUGCAGAGAAAGAUGCAGAAGACGUGUAUGGGACAUUCAAUAUAUUGAUGAGGAGGAAACCCAAGGAAAACAAUUUCAAAGCCAUUUUGGAAUCUAUAAGAGAUCUUAUGAAUGAAACUUGUAUUGUUCCUGAUUGGUUGCACAACAUAUUUCUCGGUUAUGGCAAUCCUUCUGCAGCUCAGUGGACUAAUAUGCCCGAUCUUCUUGAGACAGUGGAUUUCAAAGAUACUUUCCUUGAUGUGGACCAUCUGAGAGAGUGUUUUUCAGAUUAUCAGGUUCAAUUCAUAAAUUCAGAUGGUACUGAAAAUUUGCAUCCAAGGCCCCCUUUUCGAAUUAGGCUCCCCAGAAUGCUGAAAGGAAACAUCCAUGCUCUUCCAGGGAAUAAGAAGUCCUCUACAGCUUCAAUGAAUGAUGUCAGUAAGGCAGAUGAUGGUUCUGAGCGAGAAAAGCUAAUUGUUGAGGCAUAUAUUCCUCCUGACCCAGGUCCUUAUCCUCAAGAUCAGCCCAAACAGAACUCUGUCAGAUUUACGCCCACACAGAUUGGAGCAAUCAGUUCAGGUAUUCAGCCAGGAUUAACAAUGGUUGUGGGUCCACCUGGUACAGGAAAGACUGACACUGCUGUGCAGAUCUUGAAUGUUCUUUAUCACAAUUGCCCUUCUCAGAGAACAUUAAUAAUCACUCAUUCAAAUCAGGCUUUGAAUGAUCUUUUUGAGAAGAUAAUGCAGAGGGAUGUGCCCGCUCGCUAUCUUCUUCGACUGGGUCAAGGAGAACAAGAACUUGCGACUGAUCUUGACUUCAGCCGUCAAGGACGUGUUAAUGCUAUGCUUGUUCGACGGUUGGAACUACUUAGUGAAGUAGAAAGGCUUGCAAGAUCUCUCCAGCUUCCUGAGGAUGUAGGUUAUACUUGUGAAACUGCUGGAUAUUUUUGGUUGCUUCAUGUCUAUUCACACUGGGAACAGUUCCUUGCUGCUUGUUCUGGUAAUGAGGACAAACCAACAUUUGUUCAAGAUCGUUUUCCCUUCAAGGAGUUCUUUUCCAACACUCCUCAGCCAGUUUUCAUGGGUGAGUCCUUUGAAAAAGACAUGCGUGCAGCAAAGGGUUGCUUCCGCCAUCUUAAAACCAUGUUCCAAGAACUUGAAGAGUGUAGGGCAUUUGAAUUGCUCAAGUCAACAGCUGAUCGAGCAAAUUAUCUAAUGACGAAGCAGGCAAAAAUUGUGGCGAUGACUUGCACCCAUGCUGCUUUGAAGAGAAAAGAUUUUCUUCAGUUAGGGUUCAAGUAUGACAACUUGUUGAUGGAAGAAAGUGCACAAAUAUUAGAGAUUGAAACUUUCAUUCCAAUGUUGCUUCAAAGACAGGAAGAUGGGUAUGCACGGCUUAAACGCUGCAUAUUGAUUGGUGAUCAUCACCAGUUGCCUCCUGUUGUCAAGAAUAUGGCUUUCCAAAAGUAUAGUCACAUGGAUCAAAGUCUGUUUACCAGGUUUGUCCGUCUAGGUAUUCCAUAUAUUGAGCUUAAUGCCCAGGGUAGAGCUAGGCCAAGUAUUGCUCAACUUUACAAUUGGAGGUACAGAGAACUGGGGGACCUUCCAUAUGUAAAGGAGGCGGAUAUUUUCCAUAAAGCAAAUGCUGGAUUCUCCUAUGAUUAUCAGUUAGUGGAUGUCCCUGAUUACCUUGGGAAAGGUGAAACUGCCCCUUCUCCUUGGUUCUAUCAAAAUGAGGGAGAGGCUGAAUAUGUUGUCAGUGUCUAUAUGUAUAUGCGGUUACUAGGGUACCCUGCAAGUAAGAUAUCCAUCCUGACAACUUACAAUGGCCAGAAACUGCUGAUACGUGAUGUUAUCAACAGACGAUGCGUUCCAUACGAUUUCAUAGGUCCUCCCAGUAAGGUUACUACAGUAGAUAAGUUUCAAGGUCAGCAAAAUGAUUUUAUCUUACUGUCUCUUGUUCGUACUCGCUUCGUGGGUCACCUUCGUGAUGUUAGAAGACUGGUUGUUGCCAUGUCCCGUGCUCGACUUGGUCUCUAUGUGUUUUGCCGUCGCUUUCUGUUUGAACAAUGCUAUGAACUGCAGCCUACAUUUCAACUUCUGCUUCAAAGACCAGAUCAUCUUGCCCUAAAUUUGAAUGAAACCACAUCAUUUACAGAUCGUCAUGUUGCAGAUCCUGGAUUAGUCCAGCUUGUCAGUGGUGUUGAAGAGAUGAGUGGCAUUGUUAAUUUCAAAAUGCAUCAGGUGUAUCAGGCACGGGUAAUGGGCCAUCAAUUUGAUCAGUUUUCAGCUUAUUCUGGACAAGUAGCACCAUCCCUGGGUGGAUGGGAGGAGCAAAAAAGCCAGCGGGAUUCAACAUCCCAACACCAGCCCAUGGGCACCGAUAUGCCUGCCAAUUCACAUGAUGCAAAUGGCAUCUUGCCUCCUGAAAGCAAACCAGAGGAAGCUACAGAAAUGGAAGUCCUUGAAAACGGUCAGGAUGGGGAUUUAUCACCAGAGAACAAUUUGAAGGAAAACACAGAUAUGGAUGGCGACGGAGGUGCACCACUCCAAAGCAGGUCGAUUGAUGAGAACAAAAUGGAGUAGUAUGGGUUGAGCUCGGGAGAACAAUUAUUUUCACAAUGUGUAAUUGUUCAGGAUUUUGGGCCCCAAUGCACCUAGUUAUUGGAUGAUGCCAAUUAAUGGAAGAGUUAGUGGCUCAUUUCUAGUCCAGGCUUUGAACUACUUAGGUGGUAAACGAGAACAGACAGUCCUUUCCAAUCUUCGGUUGAAGGCAUCAGGGCCGAGAGUUUUGAAGGUAGUUUCCAAUUUCAUCUUGUGGGAAAGCAAAGAAAAGGGAAGCGUCAUUUAUACAUGUUAUGGCUGUGCUUAAAGAAUGACAAAUGGAAGAUCAGCAUUCAUCUUCAUGAAAGAGAUGAAAGUUAGCAGCCACGUUACUGAUCCAUUACGAGAAAUCUUGUAAUAUUAGAACUCUGACUGAACUUUUUGCAAGUUGGAGUUAAAAGCAACCUCCUUAUUUUAUAACCCAUAACAGAAUUGCUAGGGGAAUGUAUGUGCGAGCAUCAUAUUCAAUAUGUAUUUUCUUCUCUUUUGUGCAAUUCAGGAAAACUGAUUGCUGAAUCUUUGCUUUGGCAGAUCAGAAGAUGUUUGAAUGUAGAAUUCUGGAUAUUCUGCUCUUGUUAAAAAUACUCAUCCAAGAAUUUUUAAGGCUUUCAUUGGGCACUGACUUGUUAA
Messenger RNA from Vitis riparia (riverbank grape), 5488 nucleotides. RefSeq names its product RNA helicase aquarius-like. Gene Ontology annotation, biological process: mRNA splicing, via spliceosome. Gene Ontology annotation, cellular component: catalytic step 2 spliceosome. The transcript has 14 exons. Lineage: Eukaryota; Viridiplantae; Streptophyta; Magnoliopsida; Vitales; Vitaceae. Gene Ontology annotation, molecular function: mRNA binding; helicase activity. The record is from RefSeq and is a predicted model, not a curated record. The coding region runs from base 182 to 4840 and encodes 1552 amino acids.